Messenger RNA from Carya illinoinensis, 9125 nucleotides. RefSeq names its product disease resistance protein RUN1-like. Gene Ontology annotation, molecular function: ADP binding. Lineage: Eukaryota; Viridiplantae; Streptophyta; Magnoliopsida; Fagales; Juglandaceae. The record is from RefSeq and is a predicted model, not a curated record. Gene Ontology annotation, biological process: signal transduction; defense response. Bases 275 to 2170 code for a protein of 631 amino acids. The transcript is spliced from 7 exons.
AUUUACGAAGAAUAUAUGCUUCGGAACGGGUCCUUAGACUCUGGAGAAAACAGGAGUGCUGAUCUACCACUUUAGCCCUAGCCCACACACACACACGUGUAUAUAUAUAUAUCUAUCUGUGUGUGUAUGUGUAUUGGUUCAAACCGAGAAACUGAGCCUUUAUUCGAUCUACAUAUUUUCUCUUUGAUUGCCAAAAUUACGACGAUUUCUGGCCCUUGCUAAUCCCAACAUCUCUUUCUUUAAUUUCUGCCACUGAUCAUCUAACUACCCAACCAUGGAGGGCCAAACCGCCCCAACGAGAGGAAGCAGCUUGAAGCGUAAGCUGGAUCCAGGAUUCCAAAACCAAAACAACCAUCAAAAGGUUCUCGUUAUCGGAGACCAUAUGAGCAAAGACGUGCUAUCAUCUACCAAACCUUGUUCGAACCAUUGGGAUUACGAGGUUUUCCUAAGUUUUAGAGGUGCAGACACUCGUAAGAAUUUUACCGAUCACCUCUAUUUUGCCUUGGUGCGAACUGGGAUUCGGACAUUUUGUGAUGAUUAUGAGCUUCCAAGAGGGGAGAAUAUAUCCAAGGAACUAAUCAAUGGGAUCCAUCGGUCAAGAAUUUCCCUCGUAAUUUUCUCCAAAGAUUAUGCCUCUUCUAGUUGGUGCCUCGAUGAGCUUGUUCAGAUCCUUCAUUGUAAAAGAACCAUGAACCAUAUUUUUAUCCCAAUAUUUUAUCAUGUAAAUCCCUCUGAUAUGCGAAAGCAAGCUGGGACUUUUGCUGAAACAUUUACUAGACUUGAAGAGAGAUUUCAGGAAGAUAUGGAAAGGGUGCAACGAUGGAGAGCAGCAUUCACUGAAACUGCGGAUUGUUCUGGCUUCGACCUCCAGAGCGAUGCAAAUGGGUAUGAAGCAAGUUUCGUUGGGAAGAUUGUUGAACAAGUUUUGUAUAAAUUGAACCCCAUUCGCUUGAAUGUUGUCAGGCACCCAGUAGGAAUAGAUUUUCAUGUCGAGGAGCUGAAAAAUUUAUUACAACUAGGAACAAGUACUACUACUGAACUUCUCAUCAUGGGUAUGUAUGGGAUGGGUGGAAUUGGUAAGACAACCUUAGCUAAAGCUGUCUAUAACCAUAUAUGCGACGGUUUUGAAGGAAGUAGUUGUCUUUUAAAUGUUAGAGAAGUUUCAGAACAAUCCAAUGGUCUAAUUCAGUUACAAGAACAACUUCUUUUUGAUAUCUUGAAAGUGAAAAUCUUACUGAUUGGUAAUGUUGACAAAGGAAUCAGUUUGAUUAAACAAAGACUUCACCGAAAAAGAGUUCUUGUUGUUCUUGAUGAUGUGGAUCGGCUCGAUCAAAUAUAUGCGUUAGCCAGAAAUGGUGAAUGGCUUUUUGGUCCUGGAAGUAGAGUCAUUAUAACAACUAGAGAUGAACAUUUGCUGGUUAAACUAGGAGUAAAUUAUUCCUACAAAGUUGAAAAUAUGAAUCAUUCGGAUUCUCUUGAGCUUUUUAGUUGGCAUGCCUUCAACACGCCCCAUCCAGAAGAAAACUUUCGUGAGAUUUCCAUUGCUGCAGUGGAUUAUGUUGGCGGGCUUCCAUUAGGACUAAAAGUUUUGGGUUCUGAUCUGCGGGGAAGAAGUAUUAUUAAAUGGAAAACUACAUUGGAAAAAUUUAGAAAGAGUCCAAAUGCCCAAAUUCAGAAAAUACUUGGAAUAAGUUUCGAGUCACUAGACCAUACUACAAGGGAGGUGUUUCUAGAUAUUGUGUGUUUCUUUACGGGUGCCAACAUAGAAUACGUCUUGAAAAUACUGGAGGAAUGUGGAUUUUUUCCAGAUAUUGCUAUCAAUAUUCUUGUUCAAAGGUCUCUCGUGAAAAUUGAUUAUCCCAAUUUGAGGAUGCAUGAUCUUAUUGGAGAUAUGGGAAGGGAGAUUGUUCGUCAAGAGUCACGUCAUCCAGGAAAACGUAGUAGAUUGUGGUCUCAUGAAGACGUUUUGAAAGUACUAAAAAACCAUACGGGAUCGGAAGUACUGGAGGGUCUCAGCCUAAAGCCGCCCAUACAUGAUCAAGACCAAGUCAUAUCUUUGGAAUCUAAAGCAUUUGCAAACAUGAAGAAUUUGAGAUUGCUUCAAAUCAAGGGUGUAAAAAAUUUAAAACUCGAAGGAUGCGUUGAGCAUCUUUCCAAAGAGCUAAGAUGAAUUUGCUGGCAUAGCUGUCCCCUGAGAUUUCUUCCGCCAAGACUUCAUCUUGAAAAUCUUGUUGUGCUUGACAUGCAGUAUAGCAAAAUCAAACAAGUCUGGAAGCUAGAGAAUAAUAUACUCAGCAAAUUGAAAGUUCUAAAUCUCAGUUUUUGUGAAGAUCUCACUAAAUCACCAAACUUCUUACAAGUCCCAAAUCUAGAGGAACUAAUACUUGAAGGUUGCACAGGCUUAGUAGAGCUGCAUGACUCAAUUGGAUAUCUAAAAGGACUUGUUUUGCUGAAUUUGAAUGGAUGCAAUAGCCUUAUGAGUCUUUCGGAAAGCAUUUCUAACUUAAAAUCUCUCAAAAUUUUUCACAUGGUCGCUGCUUCAAUAUGUGGAACUUUGCAGAUAGAACUACUAUUAACGUACCAAAUAGAUCAUGGAAUCUCAGAAAUUUCCUACGGGCUUCCCUUUAUGUUUUUAGGUCUUUGGUAAAAUUAGGUCUUAGUAACAGCCAUUUCUUGGAAGAUGACUUUCCCAUUAAUUUUGGGGACUUAUCUUCACUCCAAGAUUUGGAUUUAUCUGUCAACAAUUUUCGUGAUCUCCCUCAUAGCAUCUGUCACCUUCCCAAAUUAGCCCGUUUAAAUUUAGCUGAGUCUAGAUCCAUUCGCUCAAUUUCAACUCUCCCUGCAAAUUUAAGGAUCUUAUUUGCAUUUGGUUGCGAAUCACUGGAAAGAAUCUCAAUUUCAGAGUCACGAUUGGAUGCACUUGUACUUGCGAACUGCUACAAACUAGUUGACAUUCAAGGCUUUGAGAAUUUGGGAUUUACAAUAGCGGUUAGCCUGGAAGGGUGCUUCAAACAAGAAGAAGAUAUUGAUUUUGUGAAGAGUCUACUUGAGCUCCAGUGGAAGUGACCGUCUAUGAUUGAGAGGCGUCAGAUAUACAUGUAUGGUGACGAGAUUCCCAAUUGGUUCAGUCAUAAGAGAAAAGGGUCUUCCAUAUCCUUUCAUAUACCUUUACUUUCAGAUCAGGAAGGAGUGAUUAAUGGAUUAGUAUUUGGAGUUGUUUGUACAAAUAAGAAUAGUCUGCACGCAUGGUACGGUGAAAUUAGCAUGGUAUUCCAUAAUAAAACAAAAGGCCACAAACAAGUUAUUGAUCGAAUAUUCUAUUACAAGAUAGGGUCUGUGGAUCAUUUACUUUUGCUUCAGGUGGGAGUGGGUGGAGGUAGUAAAAUCCCAUAUGGUCAGGAGAUGACAAAUGGGGAGGAAAUCGAGGUGUCCUUCGAGUUCGAGUGUUCACAGGCGCUAGAGUACUUUGGAGUGAAGGAGUGUGGAGUUCAUUUCUUGAUCAUUCAGCGUGAGGAGGAGGCCGGUUCGAUGGUCAUGUAUAGUGAAAAGAAAAAGAAAAUGAUGGAAGACGAUCUGAUGCAGGACUCUCCUGUUACGAAGUUUACAAGACACAGACCUCAUAAUCGGCCGGUGGUCUGGGAAUACGACGGGAUCUUUACUUUUGUGUCCUAUAUAGAACGAAACACAAGUACUCUUGCUCUUGUGUUAGACCCUUUAGAAAAGUUGCCCCGGGACAAGCCUCGACACACUCACUGACAUGUCUAGUCGGGCCCCAUGGUGAGCCAGUAGCAUGCCAUGGCAAGCCCACGGACCAGGCCAGUCCAUGGCCCAUGCCAUGGGCCAUUUUUAGCACCGGCUAGCACCAGUCAGGCUGUGGGUCCCACAUGGGCCCCACGACCAGAAUUUUAUCAUCAUUUUAUUAUUUUAAUAAAAUCAUCUAGUAUUUAUAUAUUUCAUUAUUUCCUUAUUUUAGUACAACUAGGAAUUAAUUCCUUAGGUUAGUGUUACUAGGAAUUAAUUCCUUUCUAGGAUUUAUUUCCUUGUUCAAGCACCAUUAGGACUCUCCCCUUGUAAGCCUAUAUAAAGGCCACCUUAGUCCCAUCUUUCAUUAUCUUUUGACAAAUUCCCUUAGCACCUGUGCUUAUUUGUUCUUGAGAUCUCCUUCGGUGCUUGGCACUUGGGCUAUUUGGGUGCAACCAGUGUGAAUCCCAAAUAGAGAUUCAACACCUUGACGUUUGUGGACGGGUGUUGCUUCAUCUAUCAAUUUAUGAGCAAGUUUGUUUCUCUUUUCCAUUAUUGAGUUUCAAUCUUGUUAUUUACUUGUUAUUUGCAUUACUCUUUUUGCACUUAACAUUAUAUCACACGCCCCAUAUCAUCCCAACACACUAGAUCUACUUUGCCAUCUAGCUUUGUUGGAUUAUUCCCUUCAUAUUUCCUUUACUUCCAUAUCAUUCCAUUACCAUAUUAUCAUCCAUAUACCUUUCAUAAUCCUAGAUCUAAACCCCUUUCAUCAUAAAGCCCUAGAUCUACAAUAGAUCUAGUGCCUCCAUAUUCCCUACCAUAAACCCUAGCCUCCAUAAGGAUUUCCUAUAUUUUAGGAAACUUUAAACCCUAGCCCCACUUCCAUAAUUACCAUAAUACCACCCAAGAGGCGUCUACCAUAGCCUAAUCACACCAUUCGGCCAUCAUCAUACCAUACCAUACCAUCAUCAUCCCAUACACCAUACCAUCCCACCAAGAUCCGAUUCACAUACCAUAAACACCCAUCAUCCAUAUUCACCAAAUCUCAUCACUCAAGUCUAGACUCAAGUAAGAAGGCGAGCAAGAAGGAUAGGCUCAUCGGUCAUAGUUGGGUGAAGCGGAUCUAGAGAACCAUAGUGUUUAGGGACUAGACCGAGGUCCCUAACAUUAAUUGGUGCUUUCAUUGAGAGACUUAUCUAUUUCAUUAAGGCUUGCCUCUUUUCAUUGAUAGUCUUGCCUAUUUCAUUGUGAGCAUUACUUUGCUCGGAGAUCAAGAGAAGUCCUUACCAUGCAAGAGGGUGCAACGGGGCCCGAGAGGCCAAGUGGUUCCCAUAGGGACCGAAUUGAAGCACUAGAAGGACAAAGUACAUGGAUCCAUAGCGUCCUUGAUGAGGUCAUGACUGUUUUGGCCGAAUUAAGGAUGACCAUGAAUGUGAGCAACCGGAACAAUGAAGAGAAUAGAAGGGCCAUUGAAAGUUUGAAGAGAGAAAGGCAUGAAGACAUAGAAAGAAUUGAAAGGAGACUAGCCGAAGGGCAUGGCCAAGGGCCACCACCUCAGCCCAAUGAACCAAGGCACGAUGCCUUUGUUGAUGGGGUUGAGACAAGUGUUACCGAGUCCAUGCAAGAGCCACAAAGAGGUGAGUUUCGAAGAAGUGGUCGUGUUGAGAAUGACCAUGUGGCAGUUGAGAGGUGGAUCAUGAAUCCACUACAUCACACUAGAUCCCCUAGUGUGAGAGAAGAACCACAAGAUGUGAGAUUUCAAGAGCCAUAAAGAGAAGAAGAGCAUGAGUCCGCAAAUGCUCAUGAGAGGGAGAGGCCUUGCGACUGUGGAGAUCACCAAGAGAGAAGGCGUCAUCACCAUAAUAGAGAUGGAGGACAUUAUGGGCAACGAUAUAAUAAUGAGUACCAUGAUGAUAGAAGAGGAAACCGGCCUUAUGACCGGGGACCCAAGAGACCAAAGGUGGACUUUCCUAAGUUCAAUGGUGGGGAUCCUUAUGAAUGGCUUGACAAAGUCGAUCACUACUUUCACACUUAUGAAGUACCAUGGAGAGAAAGAGUGUCAACGGCAUGUUUUUACUUGGAAGGAAAAGCAAGCAAGUGGUGGAGGUGGAUCCGGGACCAAUAUGAAAAGGAGAGGAGAAGAUUGGGUUGGACAGCUUUUGAGAAAGAGUUCCUCAUGCAAUUUGGGCCAUCUCCUACCAUUAACCACCAUGGUCAACUUGCCAAGUUGAGGCAAGAAGGUAAAGUGCAUAGUUACAUUGAAGAGUUUAGACAACUACAAACUCUUGUGAGAGGGUGGUCCGAGGAGGCCCUUGUGGGCACAUUUGUGGAUGGGUUGAAACCUUGGAUAGCCAAGAAAGUUAAGUUGAAGCAACCCUCUAAGAUUCAAGAAGCUAUGAGGAUGGCGGAGAUCCUAGAAGAGAGCACUAAUAUGGAGAAAUGUCAAUCUAAGGAAAUGGAGAGUAAGGUUACUACACCCUUGCAAACCAAUGUUCCUUGGAAAGGCAAUGAGAAAACAGGGAAUGCUUCUAAAUCUAAGCCACUUGAAGUGAAGAAACUUUCAAGAGAAGAGUUCCAAGAUAGAAUAAAGAAGGGCCUUUGUUUUAAGUGUGGAGAAAAAUGGGACAUAGGGCACAAAUGUAGAUCGGGGCAAGUAUACAUGUUGGUUGAUGAGAGAAGUGAGGAAGAGGAUGAUGGUUAUUUUGUAGAAUCCUCUAGCCAAGAGAACAACCAAGAGGAGACCAAAGUGAACAAAAAUUAUGAGGAGGCCGAGUUGUCCCUUAAUACCUUGAUAGGGACCCAAAAACAUACGUCCAUGAGGGUAAUGGCAUGGAUAGGAACAAUAGAAGUCCCUUUGUUGGUAGAUAGUGGCUCCACACACAACUUCAUCAACGCCACCCUUGUUGCCAAGGUUGGGUUGAAACCGAUUGCUAUAGAGCCAUUUGAGGUAAAGAUGGCUAGUGAGGACAAGAUGAAAUGUGAAGGGCUAGUGAAAGAAGUAAAAAUGAAUGUGCAUGGAGUGAGAGUUGUGGCGGAUUUACACAUACUUCCUUUGGUGGAGCUUGAUGUUGUAUUGGGCAAUCCAUGGCUCAAGAGCCUUGGAAGGGUAGUGCUUGACUACAACAAAAGGACCAUGGAAUUCAAGUUAGGGUCCAAGAAGAAUGUAUGGGUAACUUUAGCAUCCAAUGAGGCCAAGUCAGGUGAGGCAUCAAUGUUAGAAAAAUUGGGCAAAGGAGGGGCACAUUGUUUUGCCAUGGAGAUGGCUAAGGAAGAGAAUGAGGAGAGGGCAUGGGCAUUUUCAAAUUUUAUCCUUGAGGGCAAGGAUGUGCUUGAAGGGAGGGGGAAUGUUAGACCCUCUAGAAAAGUUACCCCGGGACAAGCCUCGACACACUCACUGACAUGCCUAGUCGGGCCCCAUGGUGAGCUAGCAACAUGCCAUGGCCCAUGCCAUGGCAAGCCCACGGACCAGGCCAGCCCAUAGCCCAUGCCAUGGGCCAUUUUCAGCACCGGCUAGCACCAGUCAGGCUGUGGGUCCCACAUGGGCCCCACGACCAGAAUUUUAUCAGCAUUUUAUUAUUUUAAUAAAAUCAUCUAAUAUUUAUAUAUUUCAUUAUUUCCUUAUUUUAGUACAACUAGGAAUUAAUUCCUUAGGCUAGUGUUACUAGGAAUUAAUUCCUUUCUAGGAUUUAUUUCCUUGUUCAAGCACCAUUAGGACUCUCCCCUUGUAAGCCUAUAUAAAGGCCACCUUAGUCCCAUCUUUCAUUAUCUUUUGACAAAUUCCCUUUGUGGUUAGCUUAUUUGUUCUUGAGAUCUCCUUCGGUGCUUGGCACUUGGGCUAUUUGGGUGCAACCCGUGUGAAUCCCAAAUAGAGAUUCAACACCUUGACGUUUGUGGAUGGGUGUUGCUUCAUCUAUCAAUUUAUGAGCAAGUUUGUUUCUCUUUUCCAUUAUUGAGUUUCAAUCUUGUUAUUUACUUGUUAUUUGCAUUACUCUUUUUGCACUUAACAUUAUAUCACACGUCCCAUAUCAUCCCAACACACUAGAUCUACUUUGCCAUUUAGCUUUGUUGGAUUAUUCCCUUCAUAUUUCAUUUACUUCCAUAUCAUUCCAUCACCAUAUUAUCAUCCAUAUACCUUUCAUAAUCCUAGAUCUAAACCCCUUUCAUCAUAAAGCCCUAGAUCUAUAAUAGAUCUAGUGCCUCCAUAUUCCCUACCAUAAACCCUAGCCUCCAUAAGGAUUUCCUAUAUUUUAGGAAACCUUAAACCCUAGCCCCACUUCCAUAAUUACCAUAAUACCACCCAAGAGGCGCCUACCAUAGCCUAAUCACACCAUUCGGCCAUCAUCAUCCCAUACACCAUACCAUCCCACCAAGAUCCGAUUCACAUACCACAAACACCCAUCAUCCAUAUUCACCAAAUCUCAUCACUCAAGUCUAGACUCAAGUAAGAAGGCGAGCAAGAAGGAUAGGCUCAUCGGUCAUAGUUGGGUGAAGCGGAUCUAGAGAACCAUAGUGUUUAGGGACUAGACCGAGAUCCCUAACAUCUUGUCCACUCUCGCGGGUAAUUAUAUAAGUAAAUAGUGAUUGGAUUGGACUUUAUUGGGCCGGCUGUUACUCUAUGACGGAAAGCUAAUUUUAAGGCGAUUACGCUCGUGGUCUUGAGAAUGUAACCGAAAUUAGUAUUUGGAGUUGUUUGUAGAAAUAAGAAAAGUAUAUGUCCUAUAGUAAAUAGUUAGAUAUCAUGUUUUAAAAUAAAAAUAAUAUUAAAAAAUUAGAUUCAAACAAUUUUUAAACUUUGUAGUAUUUUUAUUUAACAUUUUGUCUCUCAUUUUUCAAAAUAUAAUAAAAUAUUUUAAUUCAAAUUAUUUCACCUACUAUUUAUAGAAUUUUAAGAUACUUCAUGUGUCAAAACAAGCUUUUACUAUUUGCUUAAAAGCAUUUCAAAGGACUUUUACUAUAGGUGAGAAGCGACAUAUUCGAUACAAGUUUAGGACAUUUAAGUCUCUGAUAAAUCAUUUUAAAAUGUGUGAAAUUUUUCUCAAAUUGCUCUAGCUUUUUGUUCAAGAAAUUUGCGCAAAACUUACAUGUAGAAGAAAUUGACAGCAAGGUUCCUAAAAUCACAAGAAGUCAACUACAGUCUACAUAUACUAAGGAAACAGACGAGGAUAUCACGCAAUAUAAUCCUCCACACCGAUAGAUCAGUUGUUGUGUUUAUUUGUACAUGUUUAACUUGCUGCAAACUAUUUUAGAAUUGUUACAUAAUUUUAGCUUUCCUUGUAUAAGUACACCAAGGCUACUCUGAUAUUACUGGAUUUUAUUGAUUACUUAUCUUCGAUAUUAAUGUUCAAACCAAUGAAAAAAAAAAAAAACCAUUUUUUGAUUACACA